Messenger RNA from Hydatigera taeniaeformis, 867 nucleotides. The record is from the annotation of a GenBank genome assembly. Lineage: Eukaryota; Metazoa; Platyhelminthes; Cestoda; Cyclophyllidea; Taeniidae.
AUGCGAUUUCUAGUGAGUCGGUUUGGUCUGACAUGUAUGCUGUGGCUCUCUGUCGCCUUGAACCUGUUUUAUGGGGUUAUUUUAUGGAAAACAUUUUAUUCAAUCACGAAAAUUGGAUCAGUGUCUAGUUCCAAGGUGGUUGCUUCGCAAAAUUCUAGUGGCCUGCCCGUACCGACAAUCUACAUUCUUACUGCAACAUACUAUCGUUUGGUUCAAUUUGCUGAAUUAACGCGUAUGUGUCACACGCUUUUGCACAUUAAAAACAUUCAUUGGAUUGUUAUAGAAGACGCCACUACUCCUUCAGCGGAACUUGAGGACUUUCUAAAUCGAUGUGGGGUAUCCUUUACAUUACUUGCUAUGAAGACACCUCCUGAACAGGUCCUCCCUCCUGGUCAACCUCGGUGGCGGUAUGCUCGCGGUGUUGUUCAACGCAAUCGUGGGCUCCAAUGGCUUCGUGAAAACUUUAAACUUGGAUCAAACGAAGGUGUGGUAUAUAUGGCUGAUGAUGACAACACGUAUUCCCUUCGCCUUUUUGAUGAGAUCCGCACGACGAAACGUGCCUCUACAUGGCCCGUAGCCUUCGUCGGUAGACUGAUCUGGGAGGGAUGUGUUACUCAACCGGAUCAACCUGAUGUUAUCUAUCGAAUGCAGACUGUCUUUAAGCCCUGGCGCGAGUUCCCGAUCGAUAUGGCUGGGUUCGCAGUCAAUCUUCGGUUGAUCCUCUCACAUCCUGAUGCAAAAUUUGUCGCUGAUCCCAAGCUCUACGGCAUGCUGGAAACAAACUUUUUGAAAAAGCUAGGUCUUCGGAAUUUCACUGAUCUUGAGCCUAAAGCUGAUGGCUGCAAACGUGUAUGCUUCUGUCCUUAA